GUCUUAUAUAUAUAUAUAUAUGAUUGAACUGACACUCUCUGCCAACCCACGUUCCAAAGCAAAACGCACCAAACAGCACCGAUGUCGACUACAUUCUCUUCCCUUUCCGAGGAUCUCAACUCACCGAUCUUACCACCAUCAUCAAAAACUUCCAAUGAAACUGAAAAAAUCUGCAUCGAUGAGAUGCUUGAGAAAUACUGUGGUGAGUUUGGAAAAUGGCAGCUGAAACACUUCAUUCUCACAAGUCUUGCUUGGGCGUUGGAAGCUUUUCAUACUAUGGUUAUGAUUUUUGCUGAUAGGGAACCUGAUUGGAAGUGUGUUGAAGGUAUGGAGUGUUCCGCCAAUGGAAGUGUCUGCGAUAUGGCAUCGUCGUCGUGGCAGUGGGUUGCUGGUGAAGGUGCUUCUACGGUGUCUGAAUGGAGUUUGAUUUGUGGUGAUAAGUUUAAGAUUGGACUUGUUCAAGCUCUUUUCUUUGCUGGGUGUAUGAUUGGAGCUGGAGUAUUUGGACACCUUUCAGAUUCAUCACUAGGAAGAAAGGGUUCUCUCAUAGUUGUUUGUGCCCUAAACACCAUAUUUGGCUGCUUAACAGCAUUCUCCCCUAAUUAUUGGAUCUAUGUCCUCCUCCGCCUCCUCACCGGUUUCAGCACUGGCGGUGUUGGCCUUUGCGCCUUCGUCCUUGCCACCGAGCCCAUUGGCCCAUCAAAACGUGGCAUGGCAGGAAUGUCCACCUUCUACUUCUUCUCGAGUGGCAUAGCAAUUCUCUCUGGCAUUGCCUACACCUUCCAAACAUGGCGCACACUCUACAUUGUUUCCUCCAUCCCUUCCAUCCUAUACAUAAUCCUUGUCCUUCCCUUCAUCUCUGAGUCCCCAAGAUGGUACCUUGUUCGAGGAAGAAUAAACGAAGCGACUACACUCAUGUCCACCAUUGCUUCUUUCAAUGGGAAACACCUCCCAGACGGAGUUGUCCUCGCACUUGAUGAAGAGGUAUCAAAUUCAAAAAAAUCAACAAGUGAUCUUGAAUACAACCUAAUUAGCUACGUGGAAAACAAGGAUGCACAAGUUGGAUCCAUUAUUGAUGUGAUUCGCUACCCAGUUACACGUAUUAGGUUAUUUCUAGCGAUAGCUCUUAAUUUCUUAGCCUCGGUGGUGUAUUAUGGUCUUAGCUUAAACGUUACAAACCUCGAAACCAACCUCUACAUGAACGUGCUUCUAAAUGCAGUCGCAGAGAUGCCAGCAUUCACGAUAACCGCAGUGUUAUUGGAUAGGUUUGGAAGGAAACCAUUGACAAUAGGGACAAUGUGGUUUAGUGGAUUCUUUUGUUUGCUGGGGAGUUUUAUGGGUAAUGUAGGGGUGUGGAAAGUAAUUAAAUUGGUGUGUGGUGUUUUAGGGAUAUUCGGAAUGGCGGGAACUUAUAACUUGUUGUUUAUUUACACAUCAGAGUUGUUUCCUACGGUGGUGAGGAACGCAGCGCUAGGGAGUGCGACACAAGCCGCGCAAAUGGGGGCGAUUUUGGCGCCUUUUGUGGUCGUUUUAGGUAGUUGGUUGCCGUUCGGAGUAUUUGCGGUAUGCGGCAUUUUAGGUGGGAUGUUUGCAUUUUAUCUGCCGGAGACACUGAAUAUGCCUCUUUAUGAUACAUUCAAUGGAUUGGAGGCUGGACUUGCAUGAUGCUAUUGCUAGAUAGUUGUCUGUUUUUACAGUUAUUAUGUAUACAUACAUGUUCUUUGAUGAUGCAAAUGUUGAGAUGAAUUAAUGAAGAAUGAUGCCAACUCUAGUGAGUUGAAUAUUAAAGAAAAAUGUUCUUUGUAGUUUUGUUGUCUCGGGUAUCAUAAUUCUUUUUGACAUUUGGUUUUGAUAUAGAUGAAAACAAUGAUUCAAGGAGUUUA
This is a messenger RNA of Medicago truncatula (barrel medic), 1883 nucleotides long. Its product is annotated as organic cation/carnitine transporter 4. NCBI's taxonomy places the organism in Eukaryota, Viridiplantae, Streptophyta, Magnoliopsida, Fabales, Fabaceae. The record is from RefSeq and is a predicted model, not a curated record. Gene Ontology annotation, molecular function: transmembrane transporter activity. The transcript is spliced from 2 exons. Gene Ontology annotation, biological process: transmembrane transport. Gene Ontology annotation, cellular component: membrane. Bases 82 to 1665 code for a protein of 527 amino acids.